GUGUUUCACCUCAGAUGCAACAAAGUUAGUAAACAUUUUAAGUACUUUUCUUGCCAAAUUUUUAAAAAUAUAUUUGUGAAUAUGCAGAUAAAUAGAAAAAUUUUGUAAAAUCAAAAACAAACAUUUUUUCAUGUAUUCCCUGUACGCACGGUGUUAUCUAGAAUUUCUCAACAACCAAAGUGUUUUACGUUUUUUAGAGCUAGUUCAUUAUUAUGGCAGAUUUACGCUUAAAUGAGCAAGAACUUUGUGGUAUAGGAGCAAUGGACUUCACAGCUGUGGAAUGGAAAAGUUGGUGUCGCCUGUGUGCUAGAGCUGAUACACAAUAUAUCAAUGUCAUUUCCGGACAGUGUCAGCAACUUGUGCCAAAAACUAAUGAAUACAGUAGUAGUAGUAGUUGUAGUAUUGCCCCUGUCAUAGAGGAUUUCUUUCGGAUUCACAUUAAAGAGGAUGAAAAACUCUCGCAGCUGGUUUGUAUAGAAUGUUACCAACUGGUAAAAUCCUUGAUAAGGUUUAGAGAGCGAGUAAAUAAAGUUCAGCAAAUGUACGACGAUCUACAAAAUCAUGUACACAUAGGCAAACUUAACUCAAAAGCUUUGUUUGAAAAAUAUGACUUAAUUGAAAAUGCACCAUUUUUUCCACCUAAUGACAGUAAACUGCCUGUUGAAGAAAUUUUCAUUGCUGAUUUGCCUGUCACAACUAUAUCACAAUCAUCAGGAAUUGAUGUAAAAAGUGAAAAGAAAUCGGAUGAAGUGCAAACGGAUAUAUUUUUACAAGAGUACACAAAGAAGGGAGAAUUUAUUGAUCCGAUCGGUGAUGAAAAAGGUAGUUCUGACAAAGAUUAUUCUCCGAUAGCCCAAGACGAAGAUACUAGCGAUAAUGAAGAUAGUGACAUAGAUUUAGAGUCUAAAAAUAACGAUUCGGAAAAGGUUACACAAAAAUCAGAGGACUCCUCGAAUGUACACAAUCAGGACCUGGAAUGUAGCUAUUAUUGCAAAAUUUGCUCUCAAAGUUUUCAACGUAUCAGGCACUAUACUCUUCAUAUGAAAACGAGACAUGGAGACAUAAUAUGUCCCCAGUGUCCGAAAUCAUUCAAAAAUGCAUUAAAAUUAAGGCAACAUAUGAAAGACCACCCAAGAACGUUUUCCUGCUUACAUUGCGAUAAAAAAUUCGAAACAAAAGUAAGUUUAGCAAAACAUAUAAGAUGUACGCAUGAAGAUGAGCAACCACUUAUUUGUGAAGUAUGUGGGGUGACUUUACGCACGAAAAAACAACUCAGAGAACAUAUGUUGCAACACACUGAUUAUUCGCCAUUUGAAUGCAAAGUUUGCGGUACUUGUUUCAAAGUAAAAAGUCGUCUGAAGAGGCACAUGCAAAUACAUGGAGACAAGUAUAUUUGCCCUGAAUGUGGUAAACAACUGAGUACGCGAGCUACGCUCAAAAGUCAUUUGUUGGUGCAUUCCGAUAAGAUGUCACAUAAAUGUGACUAUUGUGGCCGGUUGUUUAAACGCGCAAAUACACUGAAAAACCACUUAAUUGCCCACACGGAUCUCAGACCUUAUUCAUGUGACUUUUGUGAUAAACGGUUUUCAACUGGGCCUAGUUGUCGUUUUCACAAAAGAACAAUGCAUCCAAAGGAACUAGCUGAGCUAGAAGCGUCGGGUGCUAAAGCAUAUACCAAAAAUAUACCUACUUUGAACGUACUAAAGGCGGUGUCAAGGACAGGUACAAAUUUCAAGCCUCUAGCAUCAAAACAGAAUGGUUUUGCACAUUUCGACAAGGAAGUACAAAUUAAACCUGAAGAUGUGAACUCAAAUCCAACAAAAUAUUAUAAAUCAGAUUUAUUAUAUUUUAAACAUAUUGAAGAGGAUGAUAAAUUGUCGCAGGUAAUUUGCGCCGAGUGUUGCGGAAGUGUAACAAACCUCAUACAAUUUAGUGAGCGCGUAAAUAAGGUCCAACAAAUGUACAAUGAACUACAGAAUUUUACAGGCAAAGAAAAACCAGAUUUACAUUUGUUAUUUGUGAAGUAUGGUAUCCUAAAAGAUGAAUCAUUAAUUCCACAAUGUAGGACUGCCCUUCCAGUUGAAGAAAUUUUCGUUGCCGAUUUAGCGAGUCUAGACGUGGGUGAUGUCCAAAGUAUUAAUGUAAAACCUGAUAAAGUAUCGACUCAACUCCAGGGAGAGUCGUUAUUACAAAACGAAGACAAGAAAGAUGGGUUUCAUGAUCCGAUCGCUGAUGAUGAGGGAAACAUCUACCAAAAUCCUUAUAAUUCGUCGGAAGAAGAAGGCAGUAGUGGCAGUGAAAAUAAAUGUAAUAAUAAAGAUGCUUCAGAAUUCGAAAACCGAAUGAUCCGAAAUAAUAGGAGUAGAAAAAUAUUAAAAAAGUGCCCUGAGAUCUCUGAAGUUGUCGGAAUGAUAAAUGACCACUCUUGCAGCAUUUGCUCACAGAGAUUUCAACGUCGAAGUACCUACUCCACGCACUUGAAGAAGAAACAUGGAGUAAUCAUUUGCUUCCAAUGUCCUAGUUCUUUCAAAAGUGAAUCGAAUCUGAAACGUCAUAUGAAUGAUCACCAAAAGUUUUUCAGUUGUAUACAUUGCGAUGAAAAAUUCGAAAAAAAGGGAUCUAUGAGCAACCAUAUAAGGAAUGAACAUAAGUCUUAUCAGCCAUUUGUCUGUGAAGCGUGUGGUGAAGCAUUACGUACAAAGAAGCAACUGAAGCAGCACAUGUUAAUUCACUCAGAUUAUACACCCUAUAAAUGUAAAGAAUGUGAGAAGAGCUUCAAAGAGAAAUACCGACUGAAGAGACAUUUGGAAAUACAUGGAGACAAACACAUUUGCACAGAAUGUGGGAAACAACUAAGUUGCCGGGCUACAUUAAAUAUGCAUAUGCUAGUGCAUUCCGAUAAAAUGCCCCACAAAUGUGAUUAUUGUGGACGAACAUUUAAGCGUGCCAAAACUCUUAAAUAUCACCUAAUUGCCCAUACUGGUCUUAGGCCAUAUUCAUGCGACUUUUGCGAAAAAACAUUCUCCACCGGUUCAAGUUGUCGUUUUCACAAAAAGACCAUGCAUCCAUUGGAAUUAGCUGCACUGGAGGCUUCAGGAGCAAAGACAUAUACGAAAAAUGUACCAAACUUGGAUAAAUUUCUAAUGUCGGAUACAAAUUUAUAUGUAGCAGAGCCAUCUGUAAAUUGCGCGGAAAUUUUUUUGGAUGAGAAAUGGAAGGGUUGGUGUCGUCUUUGUGCGAAAGCUGAUGGCCGAUACAUCAAUGUUAUAUCGAGACAGUGUUUACAACAGAUUAAUGAAAAUGGAAUUAAUUACGAUAAGAAUAUGGCCCAUGUAAUAGGAACGUUUUUUCGGGUCCAUAUUGAAGAGGAUGAUAAAUUGUCGCAGGUAAUUUGCGCCGAGUGUUGCGGAAGUGUAACAAACCUCAUACAAUUUAGUGAGCGCGUAAAUAAGGUCCAACAAAUGUACAAUGAACUACAGAAUUUUACAGGCAAAGAAAAACCAGAUUUACAUUUGUUAUUUGUGAAGUAUGGUAUCCUAAAAGAUGAAUCAUUAAUUCCACAAUGUAGGACUGCCCUUCCAGUUGAAGAAAUUUUCGUUGCCGAUUUAGCGAGUCUAGACGUGGGUGAUGUCCAAAGUAUUAAUGUAAAACCUGAUAAAGUAUCGACUCAACUCCAGGGAGAGUCGUUAUUACAAAACGAAGACAAGAAAGAUGGGUUUCAUGAUCCGAUCGCUGAUGAUGAGGGAAACAUCUACCAAAAUCCUUAUAAUUCUUCGGAAGAAGAAGGCAGUAGUGGCAGUGAAAAUAAAUGUAAUAAUAAAGAUGCUUCAGAAUUCGAAAACCGAAUGAUCCGAAAUAAUAGAAGUAGAAAAAUAUUAAAAAAGUGCCCUGAGAUCUCUGAAGUUGUCGGAAUGAUAAAUGACCACUCUUGCAGCAUUUGCUCACAGAGAUUUCAACGUCGAAGUACCUACUCCACGCACUUGAAGAAGAAACAUGGAGUAAUCAUUUGCUCCCAAUGUCCUAGUUCUUUCAAAAGUGAAUCGAAUCUGAAACGUCAUAUGAAUGAUCACCAAAAGUUUUUCAGUUGUAUACAUUGCGAUGAAAAAUUCGAAAAAAAGGGAUCUAUGAGCAACCAUAUAAGGAAUGAACAUAAGUCUUAUCAGCCAUUUGUCUGUGAAGCGUGUGGUGAAGCAUUACGUACAAAGAAGCAACUGAAGCAGCAUAUGUUAAUUCACUCAGAUUAUACGCCCUAUAAAUGUAAAGAAUGUGAGAAGAGCUUCAAAGAGAAAUACCGACUGAAGAGACAUUUGGAAAUACAUGGAGACAAACACAUUUGCACAGAAUGUGGGAAACAACUAAGUUGCCGGGCUACAUUAAAUAUGCAUAUGCUAGUGCAUUCCGAUAAAAUGCCCCACAAAUGUGAUUAUUGUGGACGAACAUUUAAGCGUGCCAAAACUCUUAAAUAUCACCUAAUUGCCCAUACUGGUCUUAGGCCAUAUUCAUGCGACUUUUGCGAAAAAACAUUCUCCACCGGUUCAAGUUGUCGUUUUCACAAAAAGACCAUGCAUCCAUUGGAAUUAGCUGCACUGGAGGCUUCAGGAGCAAAGACAUAUACGAAAAAUGUACCAAACUUGGAUGUACUGAGAGCGGUAGCGCGAACGGGGGAAAAUUUUAUGCCUCUGGCAUCCAAACAAAAGGGUUACGUAAAUUUAAAAUAUACAAGGGAAAUCCAAUCAGACGAAGUAAAACCCACUGGCGCUGUGAUAAUGGAUAAAUAUGAGCGCGUAAAUAAGGUCCAACAAAUGUACAAUGAACUACAGAAUUUUACAGGCAAAGAAAAACCAGAUUUACAUUUGUUAUUUGUGAAGUAUGGUAUCCUAAAAGGUGAAUCAUUAAUUCCACAAUGUAGGACUGCCCUUCCAGUUGAAGAAAUUUUCGUUGCCGAUUUAGCGAGUCUAGACGUGGGUGAUGUCCAAAGUAUUAAUGUAAAACCUGAUAAAGUAUCGACUCAACUCCAGGGAGAGUCGGUAUUACAAAACGAAGACAAGAAAGAUGGGUUUCAUGAUCCGAUCGCUGAUGAUGAGGGAAACUUCUACCAAAAUCCUUAUAAUUCGUCGGAAGAAGAAGGCAGUAGUGGCAGUGAAAAUAAAUGUAAUAAUAAAGAUGCUUCAGAAUUCGAAAACCGAGUGAUCCGAAAUAAUAAGAGUAGAAAAAUAUCAAAAAAGUGCCCUGAGAUCUCUGAAAUUGUCGGAAUGAUAAAUAACCACUCUUGCAGGAUUUGCUCACAGAGAUUUCAACGUCGAAGUACCUACUCUACGCACUUGAAGAAGAAACAUGGAGUAAUCAUUUGCUCCCAAUGUCCUAGUUCUUUCAAAAGUGAAUCGAAUCUGAAACGUCAUAUGAAUGAUCACCAAAAGUUUUUCAGUUGUAUACAUUGCGAUGAAAAAUUCGAAAAAAAGGGAUCUAUUAGCAACCAUAUAAGGAAUGAACAUAAGUCUUAUCAGCCAUUUGUCUGUGAAGCAUGUGGUGAAGCAUUACGUACAAAGAAGCAACUGAAGCAGCAUAUGUUAAUUCACUCAGAUUAUACGCCCUAUAAAUGUAAAGAAUGUGAGAAGAGCUUCAAAGAGAAAUACCGACUGAAGAGACAUUUGGAAAUACAUGGAGACAAACACAUUUGCACAGAAUGUGGGAAACAAUUAAGUUGCCGGGCUACAUUAAAUAUGCAUAUGCUAGUGCAUUCCGAUAAAAUGCCCCACAAAUGUGUUUAUUGUGGACGAACAUUUAAGCGUGCCAAAACUCUUAAAUAUCACAUAAUUGCCCAUACUGGUCUUAGACCAUAUUCAUGCAACUUUUGUGAAAAAACAUUCUCCACCGGUUCAAGUUGUCGUUUUCACAAAAAGACCAUGCAUCCAUCGGAAUUAGCUGCAUUGGAGGCUUCAGGAGCAAAGACAUAUACGAAAAAUGUACCGAACUUGGAUGUACUGAGAGCGGUGCCAGCGGAAAGGAAUUACGAUACGUUGUGCACCAUAAUUGUGCGCACACUCAUUUACAACUCGCUCUUGUGGCAUCUGUUUGAAGUAACCAGUUCAGCGGGUCUAUCUAUCCUAGUCGAAGAAUUAGAAUGUUUUGUGAAGCCUGUGGAAUCAAAUGGAAUUUUCGGUUUCCUACCCAAUGAAAAAUUACCGCUCUGCUUGCAAACCACUGGAAUUGAAGAGGACGGAGAUCUAUCCCAUUGGCUUUGUACACAAUGUUUUUCGUUGAUUUCAGCCUUGGUUAAAUUUUCGGAGCAUGUAAAAAAUGUGCAAAACAUGUAUGAUGCUAUUCAACGUUCUGUGAACAGAAAAACUCUGAAUUUGAAAGUGUUUCGAGAGAAUUACAAUUUGCUUGGGAAUGAGUUAUUUAUGUUUAAUUUAUCGGAUAUAAAAUCAAAAGUUGAAAACAUUUCAAUUGAGCCCAAUAUAAUAGUUAAAGAAUCACUGGAUAGUAUUGUGAAGAGUGAAAUAAUAUCGGAUGAAGUCCGAAAUGGAGUAUUUUGCAAUAAGUUCGAAUACAAGAGUGAAUAUCAAGAUCCCCUUGGUGAUGGCAAUGAAAAUGUCGGUAGUGACAUAGAAAGUGUUAACUCAGGAGAAAAACAGAAUGAAGAAAAGAACAUAAAAGUAGAUCAAAGCGAGUUAAAUGAACACUUUCCUAAUCGACUUAGUGCGAAUAAGCACAAUAAAAAGCUCAAAAAAAGGUUGUGCAUCUCUGAGGAAGAUUCAAAGGAACAGAAAAACUUCUGUAGCGAUUGCUCAAUGCAUUUCCGAAGAUUUGGUAAUUAUCGUAAACAUAUGGAAAAAAAACACGGGAAAGUUGAAAAAUUACAAGCCUUUCCAUGUCCUCAAUGUGCUAAACCCUUCCAAUCGAGAUUCAGACUUAAGCGUCACAUAAAAACACAUCGGCCACUGGCAGAUACGCGAAUAUUUCCAUGUCCACUGUGUGAUCGAAAAUUUCAGGCAAAAGAUUAUGUAUCCACACAUAUAAAACUAGUACAUGAAGAUAUUCGCCCAUUUAUUUGCGAAGAAUGCGGCGAAGGUGCUCGUACAAAAGCCACUCUACGAGAUCACAUGCUUACGCAUACUGACUUGGCGCCUUUUGAGUGCGAAAAACACAUGGAGAUACACAGUUCCAAUAAACACAUCUGCAGCGAAUGUGGCUUACAACUGAAUUCGCGCAUAACUUUAAACCGUCACAUGCUGGUACAUUCUGAUGUUAUGCGCCACAAGUGCGACUACUGUGGGAAGGCUUUUAAGAGAGCCAAAACGUUAAAAAUUCAUUUAAUACUCCAUACCGGUCUAAAACCAUAUUCCUGUGAUUUCUGUGAGCGAACCUUUGCGACAGGUUCCAAUUGUCGUGCUCACAAAAGAAAAUCACAUCCAAACGAAUUUGCUGUGUUGGAAGCUUCAGGCGAAAAGACUUACACAAAAAAUAUUCCCAAAUUGACUGUAUUGAAGACAGUAACUGUAAAUAGAGAUUAUGUGGAAUUUUGUCUGAUCUGGAAUACCUUCGAGAUGUCCAGAAGCGGUUACUCAAAUGAUGAUUGGAAGUCUUGGUGUCGCCUCUGUGCUAAAGAGGAUACACAAAAUAUUGAUGUAUUAUCGGGAGAGAAUAUAACACUAACGCCCGCAAUCUCUUCUAGAAAGCACAGCAAAUUUCUUGCCAUCAUAGAGGAAUUCUUUCAAGUUUACAUUGAACAAAAUGACGAUCUUCCCCAUUUGCUUUGUGUUCAAUGUUUAUCAUUGGUUUCAGCCUUGGUUAAAUUUUCGGAGCGUGUAAAAACUGUGCAAGAUAUGUACGAUGCUAUUCAAUAUUCAGACCGAAAAACAUUGGAUUUGAAAGGGAUUCGAGAAAAAUUUAAUGUGUUCGAGGACGAAUUAUUUAUGUUUAAUCUCUCGGAAACAAAAUCAACUGUUGAAAAUGUAUUAGAUGAGGAUAUAAAUGUUCUAAGAUCAUUAGAUGAUAUUGUGAAAAGUGAAAUAAUGUCGGAUGAAGUACAAAGUGGAGUACUUUGCAAUGAGAUUGAAUGCAAGAAUGAAUUUCAAGAUCCUUUUGUUGAUGUAGUUGAAAACAUUGGCAGCGAAGUAGAAAGCGUUAUUUCUACAAGCAGCAGUAAACCAGACAUUUAUAUUAAGGUAGAUGAAGACGAGACGAUGGAUAACCUUAAUGAACAACACAUUUCUUACAACAACAGAUUACUUAGCUCUAAGGAAGAAUCAACGGAAGACGAAUAUUUCUGUGUCGACUGUUCGAGUCAGUUCCAACGCCUGAGCAAUUAUCGUACACAUUUGAAGAAAAAACAUGGAAGAGAUUUGGAGCCCGUGAAAUGUCCUGAAUGUCCUAAAUUCUUCGUGGGUAAACAAAAACUAGAUCUCCAUAUAAAAUCACAUCGGCCACUGUCGGAGAGGUGUAUAUUUCCAUGCCCAGAAUGUGACCAAAAAUUUCAACACAAAGCUUCUGUAUCCACACAUAUAAAGCAUGUGCACGAAGAUAUUCGCCCAUUUAUUUGUGAAGAAUGUGGAGAAGGUGCCCGAACAAAAGCUAGACUACGGAUGCAUAUGCUCGUACACAGCGACCUAGCGCCUUUUAAAUGUGAUGUAUGUGAGAAAGCUUUUAAAGAUAAGAAGCAUCUAAAGAAUCAUAUGGAGAUACAUAGUUCCAGUAAAUACACCUGUAGUGAUUGUGGCUUGCAACUAAACUCACGCGUAACCUUACGUCAACAUAUGAUUGUGCAUUCUGAUAUUACCCCCCACAAAUGUGAUUAUUGUGGGAGUGCUUUCAAACGUGCUAAGAGUCUGAAGAGUCAUUUAAUACUCCACAGCGGUCUCAGGCCAUAUCCUUGUGAAUUCUGUGAAAAGACGUUUACUAGUAGAACGAGUAGCCGUUCUCACAUGAAAAGAAUACAUCCUGAUCAAUUCGCUGCUUUAGAGGCUUCUGGUGAAAAAGCUUACACGAAAGAUGUACCAAAGUUGUCCGUGUUAAAGACAGUAAUGCAAUCAACAGAACUCGAUCUUAAACCAGUUGUCCAAAAACGACGCGUUAAUUUUCCAUUGGAUAAAAAACCAAAGACUCACUCGAUUGAGGCACCAACCGGUGCUACCACAACACCCGCUCAGAAUAGAUGCUGCGGAAAAAAAGAAGGUGCCAACUUAUCAACGAGGAGUGGCAUUCCAUCGUGAUUGGCGUUAGAGAAACAUUUUCUUCUAAUUUGCGAUGCACUUUAUUUUACUUGGUUGUUACAGCCUAAAUUGGAAGCAUGUAGACCGAGUCAAAGCAUUAUUAUAACAGAUGAAAUAAAUUAAAUUAUUAAGGAACAUUUAAAUUGCGGUUGCUAGUAAUCAAAGGGAAUCACAGUUCCUGUAAGCACAUCAGCAUGAAGUGUAUCUACUCGUCAUAUGCUUGUAAUGCUGAAAUGAGCAUAUUUAUGGAUGUAUAUAAUUGGCGCGCACACCCUUUAUUUGGCUAAUCUCCUCCUAUUUGUGAUGUGCGUCUUAAUGUUGUUCCACAAAUGGAGGUACCUACAGUUUUAAGCCGACUCCGAACGGGAGAUGAUUUUUGUAAGAGACUUUUUCAGAAAUACACUCGAAGGCUUGUCAUUGCCUGCCUAAAAGCGACACGGCCAUUAGAAAAA
Molecule: messenger RNA, 9664 nt
Organism: Anastrepha ludens (Mexican fruit fly)
Lineage: Eukaryota; Metazoa; Arthropoda; Insecta; Diptera; Tephritidae
Exons: 19
Coding region: 213-9212 (2999 amino acids)
Cellular component (GO): nucleus
Molecular function (GO): zinc ion binding
Source: RefSeq, a predicted model, not a curated record